Molecule: messenger RNA, 1126 nt
Organism: Nerophis ophidion (straightnose pipefish)
Lineage: Eukaryota; Metazoa; Chordata; Actinopteri; Syngnathiformes; Syngnathidae
Gene: pcsk1nl
Product: proprotein convertase subtilisin/kexin type 1 inhibitor, like
Exons: 6
Coding region: 309-1058 (249 amino acids)
Biological process (GO): negative regulation of endopeptidase activity
Molecular function (GO): endopeptidase inhibitor activity
Source: RefSeq, a predicted model, not a curated record
CCACCUCCAUGUUGCGCACUGGCCGAGCACGCUCAGUCGGCAGAAUGGCGUCGCUCUUCUCGCUGCCGCUGCUGCUCGCCGCCGUCGCUCAGCUGCCGGUCGCCCUGGUGACACAAGAUGGUCGCCAUGGCAACAGGGGUGAUGUUUCCCCUCACCUGCUUGCGUUGGCUUAGCCGCAAACAUGACGUCAUCGAGAAUGGUGACAUCGCCAUGGCAACCGGAGAACACGAAGCCCUGUGAUUGGUUGGCACUCUGGGAAAAAAACAAACCUCUUUAAAGCCGACGCAUCUUCAAGUCAAUUUGUUGCCAUGUGUGCUCCCGCAGGUCUUGGUGGGCGUGGCUUGGACCUCCCAGGAGGCGGAGUCCGACGUCAGAACCUACUGGCCUACGAUGGCGAGGGCGCGCCCUACGCCGCCUGGCUGAGGGAUGAGGGCUGGAGUGGGCGGAGCUUGGAGCAGGCCCUCCAGCGGUUGGUGGCAAAAGACCAGAGGCGGGAGCAAGAGGAACAGCGAGCAGCCUACGCCCGCGCUGUGCUCCGCCUCCUCGCCGAGGUGGCGGGAGACGACGUUCUGCUGGAGGAGGACGGAGCACGUGGAGACUUUCGGAGUCGGGCCCCCGCCGACUAUGAGGAGACGGGGCGUGGCCUGAGCAUGGGCAGGCCCCCGGCGCCCUGGUGGACGCUGGUGGCACCGCAGCUGCUUGAGGCCCUGAUGGACAGGGUGGAGACGCAGGUGGGCGGGGCCAGACACGAGCGACUCCAACGAGACGAGGACGAGGACGAAGACGUGAGACGUAUGCUCGCCAGCCUCCUGUCCGUCGUAGGCCCUGACUCCGCCCCCUCCGGCCGCCGAGUCCGACGCCACGUCGAAAACACGGGCUCCGCCCACAGGAGAAGCCGGCGGUCCCUGGACGACGCCUCCUCUCCGUCACCUAGCGACCAGCCGCCGCUGCUCAGAGUGAAGCGGCUGGAUGAGGAGGAGGCGGGGCUACGACGAGUGAUACGCCGCCGAGCCCUGAGCUCCGCCCCCCAGGUGAUGCUGGGUUACAUGAGGAAGUAGGAGUCGAGGAAAGGAAAUGAUGUACAUUUGUGUUGUGUAUGUGUGCGACUAAUAAAGUUGAAAAUGUG